AUGGCCCGAGGAAAGAUGAAGGCAGGCUUCAUCUGCCGUCCUGGUGCCCUUCUGUGCAGGGGGACAUUGGCAAAGGGAGGAGCAGAAGCUCCCAGCAGGGCUGACCCUUCUGUCCGCCCUGGUGCCUUGAGCACCCCGGGGUGCCUGUCCCAGGUGCUCUCCUGGGAGGUCUCUACUGGCCUCUCUCUGGUCCAGGAGCUCUCUUGGCUAGGCACAUUCAAAUCUGACGAUGGGGACUAUUUCGUAGAGCCACUGCUAUCGCUCGAGGAACAGGAGUAUGAAGAAGAACACAAUAAACCACAUCUAGUCUACCGACACCGGACACCUCCAACCAACUCUUCAGGGGACAGGCAGACUUGCGAUACUCCAGAUCAUGAACACAGUCACAAAAAGAACAAGCGGAAACACUGGAGAAGACAGUGGGCAGAAAGCAGCAUAUUAUCUGACAUGGAGAUGUUGAAACACAGCCUGGAAGUGAAUUCGUUUUCUGCGGAUAGCAACAAGACUGGGAACGUCAGUGAAAAGAAGAGCCACAAACGAACAAAACGGUUUCUCUCCUACCCUCGCUUUGUGGAAGUGAUGGUGGUGGCUGACAGCAGGAUGGUCGCCUACCAUGGAGCUAAUCUACAGCACUAUGUCUUAACGUUAAUGUCAAUAGUGGCUUCUAUCUACAAAGACCCAAGCAUUGGAAAUUUAAUUAAUAUUGUUAUUGUGAAAUUGGUCGUGGUACAUAAUGAACAGGAUGGUCCUGCAAUAUCUUACAAUGCCCAGACAACGUUAAAAAACUUUUGCCAAUGGCAGCAGUCACAGAACCACCCUGAAGGAAGUCACCUUCAGCACGAUACAGCUGUGCUUGUUACCAGACAGGAUAUUUGUAGAGCGCACGACAAAUGUGAUACUCUGGGUCUGGCAGAGCUGGGCACAGUCUGUGACCCAUACAGGAGCUGUUCAAUUAGUGAAGAUAACGGACUGAGCACUGCUUUCACAAUAGCACAUGAACUUGGCCAUGUAUUUAACAUGCCACACGAUGACAAUCAUAAGUGCAAAGAAGAUGGAGGUAAAAAUCAACAGCAUGUCAUGGCACCAACGCUGAACUUCUAUACCAAUCCCUGGAUGUGGUCAAAAUGCAGUAGGAAAUACAUCACUGAAUUUCUGGACACUGGUUAUGGGGAGUGUUUGCUUGAUGAACCUUCAUCAAGAACUUACACGUUACCUCAGCAGCUCCCAGGACUGAUUUAUGACGUCAACAAACAAUGUGAGUUAAUUUUUGGACCUGGAUCUCAAGUGUGCCCGUAUAUGCAGAUGCAGUGUCGGCGACUUUGGUGUAUUAACAUUGAUGGCGCGCACAAGGGAUGUCGUACCCAACACACACCUUGGGCUGAUGGGACAGAGUGUGAGCCUGGAAAGCACUGCCGGUUUGGGAUGUGCGUGCCCAAAGAGCGAGAGGCGCCGGUGAUAGAUGGAGCGUGGGGGACGUGGAGCCCUUUCGGGACCUGCUCGAGAACCUGCGGCGGUGGCAUAAAGACAGCGAUACGAGAGUGCAACAGGCCCGAGCCUAAAAAUGGUGGGAAAUACUGCGUGGGUCGUCGCAUGAAGUUUAAAUCCUGCAACACCGAACCGUGCUCAAAGCUGAAGAAGGAUUUCCGGGACGAGCAGUGCGCCGACUUCGAUGGGAAGCACUUUAACAUCAACGGGCUGCCCACGAACGUGCGCUGGGUGCCCAAAUACAGCGGCAUCCUGAUGAAGGAUCGGUGCAAGUUGUUCUGCCGAGUGGCGGGAAACACAGCGUAUUACCAGCUGCGGGAUCGCGUCAUCGACGGGACGCCCUGCGGCCCCGACACAAAUGACAUCUGCGUGCAGGGCCUUUGCCGGCAAGCUGGAUGCGAUCAUGUGCUGAAUUCAAAAGCAAGAAGAGAUAAAUGUGGUGUUUGUGGUGGGGAUAAUUCUUCAUGCAAAACUGUUGCAGGCACAUUUAACACGGUGCAUUAUGGCUAUAACGUUGUGGUCCGCAUCCCAGCUGGUGCAACUAAUAUUGAUGUGCGUCAGCACAGUUACUCAGGGAAACCAGAGGAUGACAACUACCUGGCCUUAUCUAACAGUCAAGGAGACUUUAUAUUAAAUGGAGACUUUGUCGUCAGUAUGUUUAAAAGGGAAAUCAAAGUUGGGAAUGCUGUGAUCGAAUACAGCGGAUCGGAUAAUGCUAUUGAAAGGAUUAAUUCUACAGAUCGGAUUGAGCAAGAAAUAACGCUUCAGGUUUUAUCAGUGGGCAAUUUGUACAAUCCCGAUGUUCGUUACACAUUUAAUAUCCCCAUUGAGGACAAACCUCAGCAGUUUUACUGGAAUGUGUACGGCCCGUGGCAGCCCUGCAGUAAGCUCUGCCAAGGAGAACGAAAAAGGAAACCCAUGUGUACAAGAGAGUCGGAUCAGCUCACGGUGUCGGACCAGCGAUGUGAUCGAAUUCCCCAGCCUGAACCCGUCACUGAGCCUUGUAGCACAGAAUGUGAAUUAAGGUGGCAUAUCGCGAGGAAGAGCGAGUGCACGGCCCAGUGUGGGCUGGGGUACCGCACCCUGGAGAUCUACUGCUCCAAGUACAGCAGGCUGGAGGGGAAGAUAGAGAAGGUCGACGACCGCUUCUGCAGCAGCCAGUCCAAGCCGAGCACGAGGGAGAAGUGCACUGGAGACUGUAAUGUGGGAGGGUGGCGGUACUCGGCCUGGACCGAGUGCUCCAAGAGCUGCGGCGGGGGCACGCGGCGGCGGCGAGCCAUGUGCGUGAACACCUACAACGAUGUCCUGGACGACAGCAAGUGCAGUCAGCAGGAGAAGCUGACGGUGCAGCGAUGCAGCGACUUCUUGUGCCCCCAGUGGAAAACUGGCGACUGGUCUGAGUGCCUGGUCACCUGUGGAAAAGGGCAUAAACACCGCCAGACCUGGUGCCAGUUUGGAGAAGAUCGAUUAAACGACAGGUUUUGCGAUCCCGAAACGAAGCCGGAGUCAGUGCAGACGUGCCAGCAGCAAGAGUGUGCUUCGUGGCAAGUGGGGCCGUGGGGCCAGUGCACGACGACUUGUGGCCAAGGUUACCAGAUGAGAGCAGUGAAGUGUGUCGUGGGCACCUACGUGUCAGUGGUGGAUGAUAAUGAGUGUAAUGCUGCAACCAGGCCAACAGAUACCCAGGACUGUGAAAUAGCAGCAUGUCCACCCCAUCCAAAUAGUCCUGAAGCCAAGAGAUCCAUAUCGGGCAUUCACAGGACGCAGUGGAGAUUUGGAUCCUGGACACCGUGCUCCGCAACGUGCGGGAAGGGUACCCGGAUGAGAUACGUCAGUUGUCGAGAUGACCAGGGCUCGGUGGCUGACGAGUCAGCUUGUUUCCACCUCCCGAAGCCGUCAUCUACGGAAAUGUGCACCGUGACGCCGUGCGGGCAGUGGAAGGCCUUGGAGUGGAGCUCUUGCUCGGUGACUUGUGGUCAAGGUAAGGCAACGCGACAAGUGAUCUGCAUCAAUUACAGUGACCAGCUGGUGGAUAGGAGUGAGUGCGAUCCAGACGACCUCCCUGCCACCGAGCAAGACUGCUCCAUGUCUCCUUGUCAUCCAAACAGCCAUGACUACGGCAGGCCCAUCCACCCUUUCCUCUAUCCGGAUCAUCGCCUGAAACUGCACCCCGGAGGCAGCCCGAACCGAAACCGUGCACAUAUACCAGGAGGCAAUCAGUGGAGGAUUGGCCCCUGGGGUGCUUGCUCUAGCACGUGUGCGGGGGGGUUCCAGCGGCGGGUCGUGGUGUGCCAGGAUGAAAACGGAUACACCGCAAAUAACUGCGAUGAGAAAAGCAAACCCAUGGAGCAGAGAUCAUGCGAAUCUGGCCCCUGUCCUCAGUGGGCUUAUGGCAACUGGGGAGAGUGCACGAAGCCAUGCGGGGCAGGGACAAGAACACGGCUGGUGGUGUGCCAGCGCCCUAAUGGAGAAAGGUUUACGGAUCUGAGCUGUGAAAUCCUUGACAAGCCACCGGAUAGAGAGCAGUGCAAUGUGCAGGACUGUCCUAGAGAUGCUGCCUGGAGCGCUGGUCCUUGGAGCUCGUGUUCUGUCUCCUGUGGAAGGGGCCAAAAGCACCGCAAUGUGUACUGUUUGUCAAAGGAAGGGAGGCAUGUAGAAGAAGAUUAUUGCAAGCACCUUGCUAAGCCCAAUGUGCAAAAGAAAUGCAGAGGGGGCAGAUGUCCGAAGUGGAAAGCAGGAGAUUGGGGACAGGUGGGUGAUAAAUGCAAACCAAAAGGCGUUUUAGAGCAUGAGUGUGACCCGGCCGGCCGGCCCCCUCCGCAGCGGGACUGCCACCUCCCCGAGUGCCCCACGCACCACUGGGCAGCCGGCGAAUGGCAAGCGUGCAUGAAGACGUGCGGGGAGGCAUCUCGGUACCGCAAGGUGGUCUGCGUGGAUGAAAACAAGCGGGUGCAGAACAACGGCUACUGCGAUGCCAGCAAACGCCCCUCCGAAAUUGAGAGCUGUGGGCUGCCGCCCUGCGAGUACGUCUGGAUCACUGGGGAGUGGUCGGAGUGCUCCGUCACGUGCGGGAAGGGAUACAGGCAGCGCCUGGUGUCCUGCAGCGAGAUUUACACCGGGAAGGACCACUACGAGUACGGGUACCAGAACAUGGUCAACUGUCCUGGCACACAGCCGCCCAACAUCCAGCCCUGCUACCUUGGGGAGUGCCCCGUCUCGGCAUCCUGGCGCGUCGGCAACUGGGGAAGCUGCUCCGUUACCUGUGGAGUUGGAGUCAUGCACCGGUCGGUGCAGUGUUUGACGAACGAUGACCAGGUCAGCAGCUUGUGCCAUGCAGAUCUGAAACCCGAAGAGAGGAGGACAUGCCACAACAUCCAUGACUGUGAAUUACCAAGGCGUUGUAAAGAUGUUAAAAAUCUCAAAGGUGUCACUGAAGAUGGUGAAUAUUUCCUUCAAGUCAAAGGAAAGACAUUAAAGGUGUAUUGCUCUGGGAUGCAGACUGACAGUCCAAAGGAGUACGUGACCCUUGUAAAUGGGGAUGCAGAGAAUUUUUCGGAAGUGUAUGGAUACAGAUUGCAUAACCCGACUGAAUGUCCGUAUAAUGGGAGCAGACGAGAAGACUGCCAGUGUAGGAAAGAUUACACAGCAGCUGGGUUUUCCACCUUCAGCAAAGUAAGGCUGGACCUGAACACUAUGCAAAUAAUAACGACUGAUUUACAGUUUGCACGGACACAUGAUGGACGACCCGUUCCUUAUGCCACUGCUGGGGACUGCUACAGUGCAGCCAAAUGCCCGCAGGGUCGCUUCAGCAUAGACCUUUACGGGACAGGCCUGUCCUUAAUGGGAACAGCAAAGUGGCUCUCACAAGGGAAUUACGCAGUGUCGGAAAUUCAAAAAUCCCCAGAUGGUACCAAAGUAGUAGGAAAAUGUGGCGGUUACUGUGGGAAAUGUACUCCAUCAUCUGGAACAGGCCUCGAUGUUCAGGUGUUAUAG
This is a messenger RNA of Pygoscelis adeliae (Adelie penguin), 5478 nucleotides long. RefSeq names its product ADAM metallopeptidase with thrombospondin type 1 motif, 9 (gene ADAMTS9). The record is from RefSeq and is a predicted model, not a curated record. Gene Ontology annotation, biological process: proteolysis; extracellular matrix organization. The coding region runs from base 1 to 5478 and encodes 1825 amino acids. Lineage: Eukaryota; Metazoa; Chordata; Aves; Sphenisciformes; Spheniscidae. Gene Ontology annotation, cellular component: extracellular matrix. Gene Ontology annotation, molecular function: zinc ion binding; metalloendopeptidase activity. The transcript is spliced from 39 exons.